This is a messenger RNA of Annulohypoxylon truncatum, 2434 nucleotides long. RefSeq names its product HET-domain-containing protein. Bases 429 to 2402 code for a protein of 657 amino acids. NCBI's taxonomy places the organism in Eukaryota, Fungi, Ascomycota, Sordariomycetes, Xylariales, Hypoxylaceae. The record is from RefSeq and is a predicted model, not a curated record. The transcript has a single exon.
CAUACUUAGUAUGACGUUCUAGAGGUACUAAGUAUGUUCAACCUUAACAAACUUCAUACUUACAGCCGCCGAAGGUGUGUGACGCUAAAGCGAGAAGGUGCUGCUCGAAAAGCGAGGAUCAAUUAUUACUCCGUAUGUCUUUAGUUCUUUCGUUAUACGAGAAGUUUAAUUAGCUGAUUAUAUAUGGAUCAAUAACGUUAUAUAACUUUCCUCUUAAUUCAAAGUAUACACUGAAAGUUUCGUAUAAAACUGGGAAUGUUCUCAAAUAUGCAGGUAGGAUGACCUACUACUAUUGAGUCCUAGUUCUGCUUACCAGGUCGACUAUAAAAUGGUGAAAUCCCUGCACACUCUUUCAGCUCCCCUGCCGUUGUAGGCGCCCCGCCGUGAAGUUCACAUUGUUGGACUGCAUCUUAUUCAACAUCCGCACGAUGCGACUCAUCAACACUAUAACCCUGGAAUUUAAAGAAUUCUACGGGGAUACAGUGCCGCCCUACGCGAUACUAAGCCAUACAUGGGUCGAGGGAGAGGAGAUCAGCUUUCGCGAUUUCAUAGACCCAUGCCCAUAUACUACUACGAAACCUGGAUUUCAUAAGAUUCAGGGCGCAUGUAAGAUAGCGCAACAAGAUGGCAUCGAUUGGAUAUGGAUCGAUACCAAUUGCAUCGACAAGGCCAGCUCGGCUGAGCUGACAGAGGCUAUCAAUUCCAUGUAUAACUGGUACAAGGGUUCCGAGGUAUGCUACGCUUACUUAUCCGACGUCCCGGAUUUCUCUUCGCGAAACGAAUGGGACGAUCCAGAGAUCCAAAAUCGCCAGUUUCGUCAGAGCAAGUGGUUUCGUCGUGGAUGGACGCUCCAAGAAUUAAUCGCCCCUCCACGGCUCGUAUUCUACUGUUCUUCCUGGACGAGGAUUGGUGAUCGCUCAGGUCUUGCCCUCGACAUCUCCGCCAUUACCGGAAUCGAGACGAGGCUCUUGCAGGGCGUUGCAGACCUCCACGCCGUUAGUAUCGCGAAGAAGAUGUCGUGGGCAGCGCGACGCGUGACUACACGCGUCGAGGAUAUCGCGUACUGUUUACUGGGGUUAUUCGACGUCAACAUGCCGCUCUUGUACGGCGAGGGGCCUAAGGCAUUUAUACGGCUCCAAGAGGAGAUAACAAAGACGUCGAACGACCAUACCGUGUUCUGCUGGAGCCGUACUAGCGUACCUGCCGACUGGACUAGCAUGCUAGCUCCGUCGCCGGCCGCGUUCCGCGAUGCCGGGGAUUUCGUCCCGAUAGACGCGUGGGAGAUACCAAUGCCUCAUUCAAUGACAAACCUAGGACUUUCAAUCUACUUGCCCAUCGUAUAUACUCUAACGCAGAUGUUCGUCGUGCUUGACGCGGGGCUCCUGGGUGGACAUGCUGAUAUGCGCGCCUGUAUUGCUAUGCAGAGAACGAAUCCGCGAAGGUCGGGAUCUAACAUCCUAGACAGAAGUCGAUUCUUCGGGGGUCCAACGAUGCUCUCGAAAGAGGCGACCGACACGAGGGAACGGUAUAACUUGUUCAUCCGCUCCAGACACGUGCCGCAACCUGAGAGUCCGUUCAAAUUACUUGGGCCCCGUAUAUCCAAGUACGGUGUUUUGAUAUUCGUCGACCCAACAGCAACACGACUUCUGUCGACGGGUAAGCGCGGCGCGCCGCUCGGGUCUGUGGGCUAUGACAUUGAGACACACCCUCCUGGGAUUUUCAACGAGAACACUAGCAUCUUAAGGUUGCUGGCUUUUGAGGGCGGCAGUUCCCUCGUUACAUCCGGCUUGGUGCGCAUCCGUUUCAAGUCGCCGCAAGAAAGAGACUUAUAUCUCUUCUUCGCAGUCAUAUUGACGAUCGGUGGGAGGGAAGCCUGGUACUGCGGCGUAUAUUCCGCAGACGACUUUUGGUUUUUCAAGCAAGAAAUCGAGGAGAGAAUCAAUGAAGAAGUCGCACCCGAUGAGGAGAUGGUCAUGAUUGAUGGCUACUUGCGGGCCGUCGCUUGGGAGCAUGGCCGUAAACAACUCACGGAUCAUACAUCUGAUGAGUCUCUAUUUGUGUCCAUUGGAGGGACGAUGACUCGAAACCCAAAGUCUGAUAUUAGGGCGGCUAUGCUCUCUGGUAAGUGCGAGUCCCCCUAUUCGGUUCCCACGAGCGCCAUAGAUAUUAGCGGUGUAGUCGAUGAGACAGACGACGAUGAUUACGUGGACGACAUCGAGGACGAAGAAUUUGGGGACUGGGACUCGUCCAAUGAAGGUGACGGGAGUGAUGAGUCUCCAGGGGAGAAGACGGAUGGGUCGUCUACAUGGGACGUUAAUAGCUCUGGCGAAAGCUCCCAGACCUUGUCGUCCACAUCAUCGUGGCAUAAGACUUCACCGCUACCCAACCUCCCUGCUUCGUAGGCUUCCUCAUGGACUGUGGAGUCUGAGAAGCU